Molecule: messenger RNA, 468 nt
Organism: Gastrolobium bilobum
Lineage: Eukaryota; Viridiplantae; Streptophyta; Magnoliopsida; Fabales; Fabaceae
Product: auxin-responsive protein SAUR72-like
Exons: 1
Coding region: 1-468 (155 amino acids)
Biological process (GO): response to auxin
Source: RefSeq, a predicted model, not a curated record
AUGGGGAUGAUUUUGAAGGCAUGGGAGCGUUGCCGAUCUUUAAAAGCUGGCAGUGGCAACAAGAGGUCACCAUUGAAAACCACUUCAAAAUCAUUGUCCGAGAAUUAUGAGAAGGGUCAAAUAGCACCUGUGGGUUGUUUCUCAGUAUACGUUGGACCUCAUAGACAAAGGUUUGUUGUCAAGACCGAGUUUGUUAAUCACCCACUAUUCAAGGCGCUGCUAGAAGAAGCAGAAUUGGAAUAUGGGUUUAAAAGUGAUGGCCCUAUUUGGCUUCCCUGCAACGUUGAUUUGUUCUACAAAGUGUUGGGUGAGAUGGCUUGCGAAGAUGAUCAUGUCAUUACAAGGGCCAAGGGGCUUUCUUCUUUUGUUCUUCGCAGCCCAGCCCGCCUUUUUUGUUACAUAAAUAGAGAUCAUAGUGCAUAUAGCGUUGUGGAUUCGGAAAUGCUGAAAAUAAACCAAUUUCUAUAG